AUGGGGCACAAUAAACUAUCUUGCAAGAAUCCCUCAGUCCAACCAACACCAAAGCCUAAGAAGAAAAUAGGAAGGCCAAGGUUGAAUCCAGAAUUGACCAACUGCACUAGACUUAGGAGAGGUGGUGGAAGAGGUGGUAGAAGUGGUAGAAGAGGGUCUACCAGUGUUUAUGAAGAAAGUGAAAUACCUACUGUUGACAGUGAACAUGUACCAGAAACACAGGAAGCAGAUGUUAACAUUGAUGAUGAAUGUGAUGGUCUUGAUAUGGCUGAUCUGGAUCAAAUACUGAGUGAUUUGAGUUACCUUAGAGAGUCAAAAUACGGUGAAGCAGACAUCCUUUUGUGUCUUAAUAUCACCCAAUCACAACUGAAAGGAUUUGAUGCUUUGAUUCACCAAUCCAAACAAGCUGCAAAGGAUGUGCCUUUUGUGAGUGAACAUGUACCAGAAACACAGGAAGACAAUGGUGAAGAUGGAGCUGAAGAAUCACAUGAGGAAAAUGAUGAAGAUGGAGCUGAAGAAUCAUAG
This is a messenger RNA of Lactuca saligna, 525 nucleotides long. NCBI's taxonomy places the organism in Eukaryota, Viridiplantae, Streptophyta, Magnoliopsida, Asterales, Asteraceae. The record is from the annotation of a GenBank genome assembly.